Temnothorax curvispinosus is the source of this 575-nucleotide messenger RNA. RefSeq names its product extensin-like. The transcript is spliced from 2 exons. The record is from RefSeq and is a predicted model, not a curated record. Lineage: Eukaryota; Metazoa; Arthropoda; Insecta; Hymenoptera; Formicidae. The annotation marks the transcript as partial.
GCGACGACGGCCGUCGGGAACGUGAAAUUCGUUCGGCGGGGACUCUUGGUGCCGCGGAUAUGGACAAAUCACGGCGGACAUAUCGUAAAUCCAAAAGUGAGGGAGGUGUGGCGAGCAAGCUGCCGCCAUUGACCCCAUUGACGACGACAGCAACGGCGGUAAUGCCGCCGCCGCCUUCGCCUCCGCCUCCGCCAUCGACAACGACAGCAAAAGCGAUAAUUCCGCCUCCGCCAUCGACACCGAUUCCACCGACGACGACGAUAGCAACGGGGAUGACGCCGCCGUCUCUGGCACCGAUGCCACCGACGAUGAUGACAGCAAGGAGAAUGACGCCGCCGUCUCUGGCACCGAUGCCACCGACAAUGACGACAGCAAGGGGGAUGACGCCGCCGUCUCUGGCACCGAUGCCACCGACGAUGACGACAGCAAGGGGGAUGACGCCGCCGUCUCUGGCACCGAUGCCACCGACGAUGACGACAGCGUCGAUAGCGACGGAAGUUAUACCGCCUCCGCCACCGACACCGCCAUCGCUAACACAAAGCGAGGAGAGAGAGAGAGCGAGCGCAAUGCGUAAG